AUGAGCAAAGAAAACUACACUAGUACUGAUGUGAGUCCAGAAAAAGGGUUCUUUGGAAGUGUUAUGUACUGAAGUUCUCACCCUGGGCCAGCAGGGGGAUACUGUGGAUAGUUUUCACUCAGGUCCACAUAUGCAAAUAAAGAGAUCGAAAGUGACGUUCAGUGAUUGGAUAGUUACAGAAAGUGGUUACUGUUGCGUUGUAGUGGAGCUCUAUAUAAGCAGGCUGGCUGAACCCUUCAGUUCAGUUCUGUUCUGGCCUGUGAAUAAACAAGAGCUGUUUGAAGAAUCGCUGUGUCGUCUGAUAUGUUCACCCACAACCUAACAGGAAGAACUUUGCAAAAGUUCAAAAUACCCUUGGCACUUAUAGGGAUCCAAUCCUCAGCAGCUUAGUGGCCUGUUCUGUAUCUUGAAAGAGGAUUCCCUGGCUUGAAACACUCCCUGCUUUAUUAUCACCCCCACCCUCUCUUUUUUAGCCCUACAAAUGAAUAAUUAAAAUGAUUGCAAUUUGCAAAGUAAAUUACACCAUUAGCAACUCAGGAAUUAAUAAGCAGGGAACAAAGAGAAUAAUAUAUUGAGAGGCUGACAAGGGGGAAAAUAACAAUAAAUCUCCUGGUAAUUCACCACUCUUAGGAUUUUAAUUUUGAGUUCUCCACUCCCAGCUAUCCAUUCUUAUUGCACAUCCAUCAAAUUCCUGAUGAAUAUAAAGGAUCACCAUAUUUCAUGUGUAAGGUUGCAGGUAGGGAGGAGCAAUAGCAUGGGAGUCUAGAACUGUUGAUGACACAAUAGAGGGGCUUGUCCCUCCUGCUACUUCUGAGUCCCCAUCAUCUCUGCUUAAAGGCACCAGCAUCCAAAUCUCCAUUUCAAAGGCCCCCACAUUCUUACUUCAUGGCCAACCACUCCCCAGGACGCACUUUAACAAGUGCCAUAGCUUUUAAUAAAAGGCCUGUGUGAUUUAUGCCACAGUUUAUUCAUAGAUUUUAGGGGUUCUGUUUAAUUUCAGUAUCUCGUAAGAAGCAUUUGUCUUCAGCCCCCUUAAUAUUUACUGUUUACCUCCUAAGGGAGAAAGAAAAAGGAAAGGUAAGCAAGCAAUAUGUUCCCAUUCGUCAGGUUAACAUCCUUGGGCCUUAGGUAAAGAACAUAUCUGUCCUAUUGUGUUGCUCCAAACAGUGAAGAAUCCAAACAGAGAAUCACUGCAUUGCAAGAUCAAUCCCAGUCCAAAGAAAAGAUGAUUGAAUGCAGGCUUAGAGGUUAGGGAAAGUUAUUUCUUUUAAAAAAAAUCUAUCUUUACAACAAACAAAAACAAUUUGAAAAAGCAUGUCUGCAGUUUUUGAUUACGGUAAAUUGAAAGAGGAAUUUAAAUUUUUUUAAAAUGUGUGUGAUGUUUUUCAGAAGAGGUCACUUAUAAACAGAACAGCAUUGUAGGAUAUACAUAUUUAGGGUGUUGGGGAGAACAAUAAUGAAGACUGCAGCUAUUUGACUAUUUUAUUGUCCCAGUCUCUUGUUACUUCUCUGGCUGUGCUUCUUAUGUAUUAUGGGUGUGGAUUUGACAGAAAAUGAAUGUCAUGAGUAACAAAUGAGUAUUAAUUCAUGUUUUUCCAUUAUCCUGUUUAGAAUAUUGUAUAUUGGGGAGGGGACUUUUUCUUCUCUCUUUUUUCCUUUUUGGAAACAGCUGUCAAUUUCAGCAGCUAUCCCCUUGCAGUUGCCAUUUUACUUUCCCAGAAUGCUCUAGAUGUUGUACCCUUCCAGGGCCGUGCAGGGCAAAUUCAGGCCUGGGGGCCACAUCUAGGGUCUAUCUGGUCCUCAGGAUUCUCCACAGGCCACACCUUCCCAUCAGCAACACCUCUCACUCACUUGGCCUCACACCCUCUUCAAGUGUUUUUGCCGGUCUGGAAUGUGUCCUUAAACUCAGAUAACGUCUUUUGCUUCCCUUAAUGAAGUACAGAGAAGAGGAUGUCCAUGUCGAAACAAAACUGCUGUACGAAGACAACACUGAUAUGCAUUGCUCCACCCAAUUUUGCCCUUGGGUCUGCCCACCAAUGGUAUGUUGACCUUGGACAUUUGCACAGGAGAGAAUGUGUUCAUUGGGGGUAUAAAAUUUCCCCACCCUCUUCCAUGGCUUUCUUAAGGGAAGGGACUGUGACUGCCAUUUCCCCACCACCACCACCACCCCAGAAUUCCUCAGAACAAUGCAAUAGCCAAGGCAUUCUAGGAAAACAAAAUGGCAGCCGCCGGGUGCUGUCUGCUGAAAGCAGCUCUGCUGCUAUAGCUUCCAUAGGUGAAGGCACAAAAAAUUUGCAAAAGAAACAGGCAAUGAUGAAGAAAAACGAAUGAUGAAGGCAAAUUCAAGUGAAAGCUUAGGUGCUGUGCUUUUGCUCCUCCGGGCAGAGCGGGGCAUGAGGAGACCCUGCAACACCAGUCCUGCCAUGGGGAGCACAAAUGAUGAGUGAGUGAGUGCUUGUCUGUCUGUGGCAUAUGUGUAUUUGUGAUUGUUCAGCCUCCUGUCCUGUCCUCCCGAGCCGAGUGCAUGAAUGCGCUGUGCAUGUGGAUGUGUGAGAUGCUCGCAGGUUGGCCUGUGACCCUUGGGACCAGGGCCAACCCUCAAUGGGACCCUCAGAGGCUGAACAGGGUUAGCCACCACCGGCUGAAGCAAAAGUAAUGUAAACAAAUGAAUAAUGAAACUAACAAUGUUUUAAUAAUGAAAACAAAUGAAACAAAAAAUAAUUUAUGGCACACCCUAUUAUUUGUGUCGGCUCUCGAUUCGUCUUUUAUUUUGCUGUAUUUUUUUAUUCUUUGUUAUUAUCACAUUUAUCUUGGAUUUAUUAUUGUAAUUUUUUGAUUCUGUAAAGGGUAGGCUUUCUGCAGUUAUUUAACAUGCUGUAGUACCCCACAUUGUUCUAAUCUCUUUGUAGGCUAUCUAGAUUAUUUAUCUCUUGUUUAUAGAAUAAUUUUCCAUUCCCUUAACUUCGCUCAUUCAGUAUGUGCUCUUUACCUCCUGACUGCUUAAGCCUAGUUUUGUGUGUGUGUAGCAAUAUGUGCAGGUCCCAAGUAUAAAUGUUUCUAUGGUACUCGUGUUUAGUAAUUAAACUUUUUUUAAAAAUGGGUGGCAUUUAAAAGGGUAGUAAUCCUAUGGACGCUUAUCUGGGAGUAGGACCCAUUCAGCUCAAUGGGACAUACCUCAAAAAUCAUGCAUAGGAUUGUGCAUGUCUGCUGCAUCCCUAUACACACCCCCUGUGGAUGCAAUAUGGAAUAUCACAAGCCCCAUUGGGUCUAUUCAAAGUAUGGCCAAUUCUGGAUCCAAUCCACUGAGUUGUGUCCAGUGGGCUUUUUUCCCUUGGAGGGAGGCAACACCGUGAGAAGAAGACUGCAGAGAUAUAACCCAUCAGCUAGAAUAUAUAUUGUGUUUGAUGAUGAUGAUGAUUAAUUUCUACCCCACCCAUCUGGCUGGGUCUCCCCAGCCACUCUGGGCGGUUUCCAACAAAAGAUUAAAAAUACAUUUGAAUCCCUUUCUCUCUAUCUACUCUAUAUUAACAACAUUUAAAACUGGAUACAAAUCACACAAGGGUCUCAAAAAUACAAAUGUGAAACUGUCCUCACUCUGAAGACAUUCUUAAAACAAACAAACAAACAACCUUUGGCCAAAAAAGAGAGAGCUGGUUGGAUAAGCACAAGGGAUCAUACAUUGUUUUUAUUUUAGUGAUAGCUUUAACAAGGGCAAACUUUAAAGGAAAAGAACUGAAAAAAGACUAGAAUUGUAAAUAUGUACAACUGGUUGGAAGAUCAACAUGGCAGUGGGGAGAGAGAGAGAGAGAGAGAGAGAGAGAGAGAGAGAGAGAGAGAGAGAACGGAGUCACAAGGACAGUAGUGGAAGGGGAAGACAGAGGAGGGAAAUAAUGCUGUUUAUAAGAGCAAAAGUAUUCCUAAAACAAUGGUUUGUGAUCAUUUCCCUCCAACCAUUUUACAGCAAGCUCUGCAAAGAAACUUGGAUUACACAUGCUGAGCUCUUUUAGCAUAUCCAAAGUUAAAAAGGCAAAAGGCCUUUGAAAAGGAUGCAAAAAAACCCCCCACUGUGUCAAAUACUUCUUAAUAAAUGAAGCUUUUUAUCAAAGAUUAUGGAUAUCAAAGGUGACUGUAGAGAUGAUAUCAGAGGAAAAAGCAAGAGGGAGUUGCAAAGAGUGCCACAUGUGCGCUUCAAAGAGGACUCUGAAUUUAGAAUGGAAGUAUGUAUUUAGUACCUGUAGCAGUACAAUUUUAUGAAUGCCUGUAGCCAUCAAAUAUACUCCAUGGCAAAGCAAUGACAUCAAGUUUGUUGUUCUGAUGGCAUCCAUUUUUUGCCACACCUAUUCAGAUAUUAUUAUUUUGAAUGAAGCAGUAAGAGAAUACUAACUGCAGUAAGAGGAGAAUACUAACUUUGCACAUGACUGAUUCAUCUUCAUGUGCUGAUUGGUUUAUUGAGUGAAAAGUGGCUCUCAAACAUUUUUAUUAAGCCCAAUAAACCCCAAAUUAUAUCCUAGGGUGCAGUAUGCAUUCCAUGCUAAAUCUUCCAAAAGUGAGUACUUGUUUCUUUAGGUCAACUUGCUUCCUGUUGGUGGUUUAGAGGCUGUUCCUGCAACAAUAAAUUAUGCUUUUUUUCAUGACACCAAAUGAAUAUUUGGUUGCACAAAGGUAUGAGCAGCACUUUUUAAAUGAGCAUAAUAUCUGAAGUGUGUGUGAAGACAUGGACAUCGUGUGUGAAGCAUGGAGGAGAGGAUGGACUGAGAACGGCAGAAUCGGCAUUUGAAAUGGUGAAAUAUCUGCCUGUCCAUUAAAAAACCCUUGAAAGUGGGAAGAGGCUGUGCUCACUUGCAGGAGAAAAAGGUGCUCUUAGAUGCUCAGGCAUAGUCCAAUUCAUCUUGCAACCACACUUCUCUAACAUUGUAUAUCUUAGCAAUGGAAGUAUCAGAAACAUUUCCCUAUCCUUGAGGGCCACACUGUUUCUCACGUGCGCCAUUACAAGCAUGUUGAAUUGGAGCCUAGAAUUUUUCCAUUUGUCUUAAUCAGCUAAAUACAUAAAACAGGAUUAACUUGAGGGUAGCACAGUGGGAUGGCUUGUUUGCCUAGAGCUGCUGCACUCUGAACUUAGAUUAGUGCAAUGGAUCAGAGUGUGUAUGUGUGCAUGUAUGCGCACCUUCAGCUGCUCAGGCUCUUUAAGCAGAGAUAGUCAAAGAUACUUUGUUUCCUGAAGCGGACAAGAUUCUCUCCACCCCACAAAUAGAAACUAACUGGGCUGACGGCUGGAUUUUAGUUCAGCACUGGCAGUGGGACAGCACCUUCCUCUGCACCAGGCUAGCUGAGGCAGUCCCUGUGGAACAGGCACCCCCCAAACUCUGCCCUCCAGAUGUUUUGGGACUACAAUUCCCAACAUCCCUGACCUGUUAGCUAGGGAUGAUGGGAGUUGUAGUCCCAAAUCAUCUGGAGGGCCGAGUUUUGGGGUGCCUGCUGUAGAACAUACAGCUUUAUCUCCCGGCAAGGAACUGCUGCUCCUGACCCCACAACAUCUGUUGCCUGACGCAGCUGCCUGGCUCUGUCUAAUUGCAGAGCCAUCCCUGACCCUGGCAUGAAUAACAUGGACAUAUAUUUGGAGCCAUUUCAACAUAUACACAGAUCUUGAAAAUGAGAUCUGCAACGAAAAGUUUCAGUGCAGACUAGUGCUCCUAUUCAAAAUUACAGCUAGUCAACUGUGCCCUUUCCUGGAAUACUCCGUUCCAUUUCCCUCCCCCAUCACUUGCCUUUUCUCCUCCCCCGGCAUCCCAUGUAUAUACUGAUCAUGCUUAGUCCACAUUUUGGUGGGGGGUGGGGGCUGCCCUUAAAAAAAAUUGUUUCUACUUCUGCAAACCUUGGGAUUCAGCCAGCAUGUGGAUAUUCUAAUCACACUGUACAAAUAGCAUAGAAUCAUAGAAUUAGUUCAACUCCCUGCAAUACUGGAAUCUUUUGUCCAACGUGGGGCUUGAACCCAUGACCCUGAGAUGACAAAUCUCAUGCUCUACCAACUGAGCUAUAUUCUAAUCAUCAUUCCUGUUUCUCAAAAUAGCCCCAUUUGGGGUACCCAGCCAUCCAACAAAACAUUGCAGUGCAGAGUGCUCUCUGAUGUUCCACCAGUCAGGAAGCCAAGCCUUAUUUGCCUUUCUCUUUGCAUUUUUUUCAUCUUUAAAAGUCAGUAAAUAUCCAAUCAUCAUUGAACAUGCUGUUUCCCCCCACCUUGCCCCUUAGAUUUUAUUACCUAUUCUUUUUUUCCCCUUUUCUUUUUUUGGUACUUCUGCAACUUGGAGGUUCUCUCAGCCUGCUGACACUUCCCUCUUAUGUUUUGGCUACAUAAUGAUCCACAUAUGAGGAAUGAUUUUGUCAGCAGCAGUGUGGCGUAGUGGUCAGAGUGCUGGACUAGUGCAAUCCCCAUUCAGCCACUGCUUCUCAGCCCUACCUACACAGGGUUGUUGUGAGGAUAAGCUGUAGUGGGGGGGACAUAUUCACCCCCUUGAGCUCCUUGAAGGAAAGGUAGGAUAUGAAUGCAAUACUAAUAUUUAAUGAUAGAUUGUGCAUACAGUACUUUUUAUAGCUAGAUAUGAUGCUCUGAAAACUUAAUGCUGAUGCAAGGAAUACAAAAAACUGGUUGCACUUCUGACUUUUCCAUCUUUCUCUCUCUUUACAAAGAAAACCUUCCUUUGGGGAGAAGCUGAUGUAGCAUAA
Podarcis lilfordi (Lilford's wall lizard) is the source of this 6720-nucleotide messenger RNA. The record is from the annotation of a GenBank genome assembly. Lineage: Eukaryota; Metazoa; Chordata; Lepidosauria; Squamata; Lacertidae.